AUGGGUUUCGUGAAAAGAAAUAAGUGGUCAAACGCCAACCAAGGCAAGAAACUGGCCAUGCAACGAAUGUGGAAUAAUUCAUCGAUUCGGAUACGCACAAAUCUGUUCCUGCUGCUGUUCGGAAUAGCUUCCGUUUCAGUGCUUAAUCACACCGAGGCAGGAUUUGCCUGUCUCAGCAAUCCUUGCGUCUACGGAGUAUGCAUCGAUGAUUUAAAUAGUACCUAUUCCUGCUACUGCAUCGACGGUUACACCGGGACGCACUGUCAGACCAACUGGGACGAAUGCUGGUCCAGUCCGUGCCGGAACGGGGGUACCUGCAUCGAUGGAAUCGCAGCGUACAACUGCACCUGCCGGGAUGGGUUUGUCGGACUCAACUGCGAGGAGAACUUCAACGAGUGUCUUUCCAACCCCUGUCAGAAUGGGGGGAGCUGUCACGACCAGGACAAUGCUUUCGUCUGCAGCUGCGUCCCCGGCUACGACGGGACGUUCUGCGAGGUGGACGUGGCAGUAUGCGAAACUGGUGGCGAUCGCUGUCACAAUGGGGGCCAGUGUAUCGAAGGCCCGGGGCUGGAGUUUACCUGCCAAUGUGUAGAAGGGUACGAAGGUCGCUACUGCGACCAGGAAACCAACGAGUGUGACUCGUCACCGUGCCAGAAUGGAGCGAUCUGUAUCGAUAAGUUCGCUGGUUACGUGUGCGCCUGUACGAUGGGUUUCACUGGAACGAAUUGCGAAGAGGAGAUUAUGCUGUGCGAGAAUUCACCCUGUGCCAAUCAAGCGCUGUGUUUGGUGGAGGAAAGUGAACCUACGUGCUACUGUGUUCCUGAUUUCCACGGUGAACGUUGCGAGUAUCAGUAUGAUGAAUGUCAGCUGGGGACGGGUCCACGAUGUGUCAAUGGAGGAACGUGUAUAGACGGAGUGGAUGAGUACACUUGCAGCUGUCCACCGGAUUUGACUGGCACUAAUUGCGAGUGCCUGAUCCUAGACGAAUUCAGCAUGGAUUGCAACUAUACUGCUCCGACUGUUUCUACUUUGGAAUAUGAAUCUACCACUGGUUAUUCCGGAACUAGUUUUAGUUCAGUAUAUUCCACUAUUGGAGGAGCUCAAGUUUGGGAUGGAACAACUGCAUCAUCUGUUACUACGCUCCUGCCGGGAUUACUGAACACUACAAGCUCCUAUACAGGUGGAUCAGCUUCAAUCGAUGAUGCAAGCUUUGUUGGAGACAUCACAAAACAAAGUUUUGGUUCCUCACCGACUUACCAAUAUUCAACGACCAGUGUUGGUAUCGAUGGCUCAACAAUUUCAAAGGAUAUUACCUCCAGCCCGGAUCAGCAGAUUUCAGUGGAAGGAGAAAUGUCCACCGGAUCCUCCGGUACAAUAGGUGGAGCAGACAAAACUACCGCACCGUCAGAUGUCACCCCAAGUGGUGUGGACGGGGGUGAUCAGGUGACCGAUCGUAGAACAACAAUCUCUUCUGACAGCAGCAGUGGAACCAAACCUGUUGACGGUAGUAGUCCACCGAAAAUCGACGGUGAAACGAUGAUCACAACAGCAAAUGCAGACGGAGAUUUAGCUUCGCCGGGUCGAUCUACCGAACUACCCUCAGUAGAUGCUACACUAACUCCAUUCUUCACAGAAACUCCAGGAAAAAAAUCUACUUCCGUCCUCACAGAGGACCAAUUCACCGACGUCAGUCCAUCGCAGAUGACCACCUACGAUUCGUCCUUACCGGACUCUUUCCCUGCCGUAACAGUGUCUUCCACGACGACAACAGCGUUCAGUAGACCGCCGGACGUGAUCAUCACCGAGUGUGACGAUUCGGUGUGUGUCAAUGGUGGAACAUGUUCCAUGACACCCGCCGGUAUCAGGUGCCAUUGCGAUUUCCGAUACAUGGGAACGUUUUGCGACGUACCAGUUAGCAUUCAGAAUGCAGCUUUUUCGAGGGAUUCCUACCUGCGUCACAUCGUCUAUCGAGGAAACGAAAGCAAGCAGAGAAACAUGACUAUCGAGCAGCUGCUCUCGAUGAGCGUUCGGUUCAAGGCCAAGCUGACCUCUCGAGAGGGUCUUAUUAUGCUUGCCGCUGCCGAAGGAACCGAGGGAAGUCACUACGUUGCGUUGUUUUUGCACAAAGGUCUUCUGCAGUUUCAAUUCUCCUGUGGACUUCAGACGAUGCUGCUGAGUGAAAUCGAGGGUUUAGUGAAUAACGGCUAUGAAAUCAACAUCAAAGUUCAGUUAAAUUUUAACGGUCGAUACACACAUUGUAAUGCUUCUUUGCACGUGAACGAAACGUUGGCUAUGAGUGGUGAACAACCAACUUGGUUGAGAGACCUAGACAACUACGGUGCGAAUGGAAAUGCUGUCCCAAUCCGACACAGUUGGUUGCAUUUGGGUGGUCGACCGAUCAAAACUAUGUACACUUUGAGUCACAACAUCUCUCGCUACCAGGGUUUCACUGGCUGCAUUUACGAACUGGAAGUCAACCAAAAUCCAAUUUCUAUUUUUGAUAACGCCGAAGACGCCUAUAAAAUCUACGAGUGCACUUCGCUAGCGUGUUUGUCGAGUCCGUGCAAAAAUGGUGCUAUUUGUGUUGAAGAGGAAAGUCAGGUUCUGGAGAAUCGUUACAAACCGAACAGUCAAGCUAACUGGAGCUGUCGAUGUGCCUUCGGUUACAUGGGAAGGACCUGCGAGCGAUCGGUUUGUGACAACAAUCCGUGCAAAUUCGGCGGUACUUGUGUGACCUUUCCCGAGAGCGGUUACCUGUGUUUGUGUCCCUAUGGAAAGCAUGGACAUCUGUGUGAACACGAUCUGGAUAUCCUUCAGCCGUCGUUUUUCGGCAGCAUCAAAGGACUGUCGUCGUUUGUUGCCUAUCCGGUUUCGUUUCCACUGGAAGAUCGGUUCGAGUUCAGCUUCAAAAUAAUCCCAACGACUCUAUCGCAGAUAUCGCUGCUAGCGUUUCUGGGUCAGCGGGAUGAUCACACCGAACGGAGCGAUCAUUUCUCCGUUAGCUUUAUUCAAGGUUUCAUUCUAGUCACGUGGAACCUGGGUACCGGACCGAGGCGAAUAUUCACCCAGCAACCGAUCCAGAUCCAAGCGGCUCGUCCGACUACCAUCAACGUCGGACGGAACGGUCGGCUCGCUUGGUUAUCCAUCGACGGGAAGGUUAAUAUUUCCGGCAACUCUCCCGGCAGCAGCAGCAAACUGAACGUUCUACCACAUUUGUACAUCGGUGGCCACGAGGAUGGCAAUUUUUCACGGUUACCGCACGAUUUACCGCUACACUCCGGCUUCCAGGGAUGUCUGUUCGACAUCCACAUUGUGGCGGGACCGGUGCAAAUUCCGCUACAGCAUAUCGGCGGAAUGCGGGGCCGAAGCGUCGGUCAGUGUGGUACUAAGGAAUGUCAUCGGCAUGCCUGUCAGAACAACGGUGCCUGCCUGCAGCAUGGUUCCACAUUUACCUGCAUUUGCCAGGAGGAUUGGAACGGGCUACUCUGUUCGCAGAAGAACAAUCCUUGCGAUUUGACAAACAAAUGCGCUGUGGAAUCGAGCUGUUUUCCCCUGAUCGGUGGUUACGAAUGUGACUGUCCCUUCGGGAAAAUCGGUAAAAGAUGCGAGUCUAAUUUGAAGUACUUAAGUGACGUUUCGUUCUCCGGACGAAGAUCUUACCUCGCCCUGAAGUGGCCCACAACGAGCAGUGAUUUUUCCUAUUUGGAAAACGAAGUGCGAUAUGAAAAGAUCAUUCAACCUCCAAGUUUGAUGUCGCAAAAUCACUCGAUUUUGCUGAAAUCAAUCCGGGAGUUGGACAAGAUUAAUGAAGUACUAAAAGUUGGCAACAAUGAAACGGCGACCAAUUUGCUGUACGCUCACACUAUGGUUCCACGUUCGGAUAACUCCCGGCAGCUAAGGAUCCGGUACCUUUCGAUCGAGCUGCAGGUACGACCACUUUCGGAGAAAGGUCUCCUGUUGUUCGUACGGACCUUUGAUUCCAACGAACAGAAGCUGGGUUUCGUCAGCCUAAGUCUCCAGGGAGGAGUUGUCGAGUAUCGUGUAUCGUCCGCCCAGGGACAGACUUCCGUAGUUCGUAGCAAUCACGUUCUAGCGAUCGGGGAAUGGCACACGGUUAAGAUAAUUAAAUACGGAAAAAGAUUGACGCUCUGGGUGGAAGGUAAAAGCACCUCAAUACUAGGUUCGGCUCGCGAGGAAUUCAUCAGUGCCACAGCGAAGGUGUAUUUUGGUGGUUUGCCAGAUUUAUCGCAGCUGCCAUUCGAUGCAAUGUCCGGAUUUCCACUGCCAUUCCGAGGUUGCGUUCGAAAUGUGAACUUGAACGGUACAAGAAUGACGUUGAACGAAAGUAGCAUUUUGGAUGCUAGGAAUAUCAACGACUGCGACGGAACACCCUGUGGAGGAGAUCUCUGCACCCGGGGUGGCUUGUGCUGGUUGGACGAAUACUCACAGCCUCACUGUAAGUGUCCAGAAUAUUCGAAAGGAUCGAACUGUGAAAUUCAGGAACCGUGUGAGGUGAUCAAGUGCCAAAACAAUGGGCAAUGCAUGAAAAAUGGGCUCUGUAGUUGCGGCAUUGGAUGGACGGGAUAUUACUGUGAAAUUGCCACCACUAAGUUUUCAGCACUAGGGUUUAAUGAUCGUAGCUACAUUUUGAUCCCAUCGCAGAAAAUUACGAUGAAAGACAAGAGAAACGGUCAAACGAGCAGCCUAAGUCCGCGCUUGGAGCUGCAGAUUUCAUUUAACGUGUCCACGCUGAAUGACGGUAUAGUGUUCUGGACUACGGAUAGAUAUUCCCACUAUUUUGGAAUAGGCAUACGGAACGGGUUCGUUACAGUUGCCAGCAAUAUGGUUCGGGAAGCUGAGAACCUGACGUCAACCGUUAGUGGCUGGAAGGCAUAUGUUGCCGAUGGAGAUUGGCAUAAUAUUCGUAUCGAAACGGAGGAUGCUACCGUACAAGUUUUCGUUGAUGGUUAUCCACUUUUUUCGGAUCUAAGACUACUGAAUGAGACAACGAUCGGUAAACGAUACACUUCGGAUGAAGUGACUUUCUUAGGAGGCUUUCCCGAGGAAGACGUCCAUAAUCGUACCUACGGCAAGUUUAGUAAUUCAUUUAGCGGUUGCAUACAGAGCAUCUUUCUAGGUAGCAAUCCGGAAGAACUUGACUAUACGAUCUUCGAGGGAGCCAACAUCGAGGAAUGUGAAGUUUAG
Molecule: messenger RNA, 5205 nt
Organism: Sabethes cyaneus
Lineage: Eukaryota; Metazoa; Arthropoda; Insecta; Diptera; Culicidae
Gene: eys
Product: protein eyes shut
Exons: 7
Coding region: 1-5205 (1734 amino acids)
Biological process (GO): establishment or maintenance of epithelial cell apical/basal polarity; heterophilic cell-cell adhesion
Cellular component (GO): plasma membrane; protein-containing complex
Molecular function (GO): calcium ion binding
Source: RefSeq, a predicted model, not a curated record